Molecule: messenger RNA, 807 nt
Organism: Triticum turgidum subsp. durum (durum wheat)
Lineage: Eukaryota; Viridiplantae; Streptophyta; Magnoliopsida; Poales; Poaceae
Source: the annotation of a GenBank genome assembly
AUGGCUUUCAACCCAAACCCUCCAGGCCUCGGCUUCCCCUUCCCCUUCUUCCCUCCACCCAACACCUACGCUCCUCCAAACCCUUUCGGUCCAAGGCCGCCACCAAGCCCUUUCGGUCCAAGGCCACCGCCACGCCCUCAAGCACCACCACCUCCACGACAGCCUGCGCCACCCGUUCAACCCCCGCCGCGCCCNCGCCGUGCUCCACCCCCACCAUCACCGCCCAUUCGCCCACCUCCACCACGCCCACUAGCCCCACCUCCGCCACAUAUCAGCCCGCCAACACCUCCACCUAGCCCUCCACACCACAUGGUCAUCAUCGUGGUGUUCGUCUCCCUAGGCGGGCUCCUCCUGCUUGCAUGCCUAGCUGCCUUCUGCUUGCACAAGAAAAAGAAGAGGAAGACAGAAAGGAAGGCAGAGGUAUUGAACUUCAGCGACCAUGUCCAUGUCCACAAAUCGGCCAUGUCGGGCCCUGGGGGAUCCAAGGCCGUCAGGCUGACAGUUGACGAGGACGUCAAGUUCCAAGAGGCGGUUAAGGAAUCAGAGGCCGUCGGCAAAGAGUCAGGCACAGCCACAGCAGGAAACCACAGCGCCUGGAUGUGGAACAAGAAACAGAAGAGCAAAGCAAAGCAGGAUUCAGAGGUCAUCAACGUCACCGGACACAUCCAUGUUGAUGAGAAGAUCGAGUCAGGGCCCCACGGCGAGAAGAUCGAGGUCCUUUCAGAAGAUGAAGAUAUCAGGUUUGAAGAGGCAGACAACAAAGAAGAAUCGUCUGCAAAAUCAAAGGGACGCAUUACCAAGUUCUAA